This is a messenger RNA of Synchytrium microbalum, 1401 nucleotides long. RefSeq lists its product as uncharacterized. NCBI's taxonomy places the organism in Eukaryota, Fungi, Chytridiomycota, Chytridiomycetes, Synchytriales, Synchytriaceae. The record is from RefSeq and is a predicted model, not a curated record. The transcript is spliced from 7 exons. Bases 1 to 1401 code for a protein of 466 amino acids. Gene Ontology annotation, molecular function: fucosyltransferase activity. Gene Ontology annotation, cellular component: membrane.
AUGUCAUUUGAAAUGGCUCCCUCGCCAAGAUUUCUCAUUUACAAAUUACGAGGAAAACAGAAUCUAUUAAUAGUCAUAUUGAUCGCACUCGUCCUUGGAGCAUACUUCUUCCUUCCACCUGGCAAUGCCCCUUCCUUAACUUCCCUACCAUCUGGGAGGUCGUCUUCGUCGCAACAAUUGACAACCAAACCAAGUUUCAAGGAAUGGGAGCAGAAACAAGAUCCCAUCAUCACUAGUGAACAGGAAUUCCUAGGUUAUAUUCAAAAUGAUAACCAGGAUCUGGACUCUUCGGAAUGCAAACACUUUUAUGCUGGAGAGUGGCAGGGCCCGGAUAUGCCAGACGAUGUCUGCUUUUAUCCACAUCAUAGAUGCAGAGACCUGUCUCGUUUCCCUGUCCAAGUAUGGCCUGGAACGUGGGGACGUGGUGAUGGUCCUGAUGGUUGUGCCGUACCUUUUGUCUGGGCUAACGAGAGCAGGUUUGCUGAUGUCUUGAUGACUACCAUACCUGGAGGAUAUACAGAACCACAGCCGAGAAGGUGUCAGCGCACCAGCAUCUUUGCUGUAGAAAGUGCCGCAAACUAUCCGAGCAUAAACGAUGCCAAGAAAACUCACGACAUCAUAUCAACAUACGAGAUCUUUCACGCUGAUAAUCCUGUACCAUACACAUACCCAUUCAUCAAUUUCAGCAGGACGCCACUGCCUACUGACGAAAAGAAUGUCGAGAAAGUUGGCGCUCUUGUCGCCUCGUUUGUUUCCAAUUGCGCGCCUCACAAUGAUAGGAAUAAACGAAUGGAGGAACUAGGAAAUUUAGUCUCCGUCCAUCAAUUUGGGUCAUGCAUGAAUAAUGCAAAGCCAAUACAGAAUGCUCAUCGUUGGGAUGACAAGAUGGUCGAACUGAGAAGGCACAAGUUCACAAUCGCAUACGAGAACUCUCGUGCCAUAGACUAUGUGACGGAAAAGCUCUUUCAACCAUUGGAAGCUGGCUCUGUGCCACUAGUUUUUGGUGCCCCGAACUCACGAGACUUUGUUCCCAAAGGCCAUUUCCCAUCCGCUAUAUUCAUUGAAGACUUCCCCACAACCGCAGAUCUCGCAGACUAUCUAAAAUAUCUAGACAAGAACGACACCGCCUACGAAGAAUAUCUAGAUUGGAAGACACGGCCGCUUCCAAGACGUUUUACAAAUUUACAGGAACCGUAUAAACCGAAUUGUGUUUGUAGAUUGGCCAUGCUGCUUGCAGGCAAGUGGAGGAACCCCAAUUUAGAGCAGGGCACAGGAUGGACGGUUGAUACGCCGAGUAAAAUUGAUGUUGGUGGUAGUAAUGGUCAGUCUAUUCGUAAGAAUAGUGAACGGCCAAUCCGGAAGAAGAAAAAUCCACCAUUGAUUAUUAAGCCUGCUCAGUAG